Molecule: messenger RNA, 780 nt
Organism: Rangifer tarandus platyrhynchus (Svalbard reindeer)
Lineage: Eukaryota; Metazoa; Chordata; Mammalia; Artiodactyla; Cervidae
Source: the annotation of a GenBank genome assembly
AUGGCGGGGUCGCCACUGCUUCACGGGCCGCGGGCCGGGGGCGUCGGCCUUUUGGUGCUGCUGCUCUUGGGCUUACUUGGGCCACCCCGCACUCUCUGCGCAAGGCCGGUAAAGGAGCCCCGCAGCCUGGGCGCAGCCUCGCCGCCCUUGGCUGAGGCCAGCGCUCCCCGCCGUUUCCGGCGGGCGGCGCCGAGGGGAGAGGCUGCGGGGGCUGUGCAGGAGCUGGCGCGGGCGCUGGCGCACCUUCUGGAAGCCGAACGGCAGGAGCGGGCGCGGGCUGAGGCGCAGGAGGCCGAGGAUCAGCAGGCGCGCGUCCUGGCGCAGCUCCGGCGCAUCUGGGGCGCACCCCGUACCAGUGACCCGGCCCUGGGCCUAGAGAACGACCCCGACGCGCCCGCCGCGCAGCUCGCCCGUGCCCUGCUCCGCGCCCGCCUGGACCCGGCGGCCCUGGCAGCCCAGCUUGUCCCCGCCCCUGCCCCCGCCGCGGCACUCAGACUCCGGCCCCCAGUCUACGACGAUGGCCCCACGGGCCCCGAUGGCGAGGACGCCGGCGACGAGACGCCAGACCUGGACCCCGAGCUGCUGAGGUAUUUGUUGGGUCGGAUCCUAACGGGAAUCGCCGACACCGAAGCCGUCGCUGCCCCACGUCGCCUCCGCCGCGCCGCCGACCAGGAUAUGGGCCCUGAGCUACCCGCUGAGGGCGUGCUGGGGGCCCUGCUGCGUGUGAAGCGUCUGGAGACCCCCGCACCCCAAGCGCCGGCGCGCCGCCUCCUGCCCUGA